Morus notabilis is the source of this 2040-nucleotide messenger RNA. RefSeq lists its product as uncharacterized. Lineage: Eukaryota; Viridiplantae; Streptophyta; Magnoliopsida; Rosales; Moraceae. The coding region runs from base 52 to 1521 and encodes 489 amino acids. The record is from RefSeq and is a predicted model, not a curated record. Gene Ontology annotation, molecular function: acetylglucosaminyltransferase activity. The transcript is spliced from 3 exons.
GAGAGAAAGAAGAACUUUUGAUGACAUAAAAGAGAGAAGAAGAAGAAGAAGAUGAAGCCGAGUCACGACGUACUCAAAGCGUCCAAUUUUUUCGCGGUUCCCGAGAAGCCAAGCGAAUUCUUCGUCCUCUUAAUGCGCGUAGGCCUUCUGGUUUUCUUCCUCGCGUCGAUCUCGCUCGCUCUCUACUCGGCUUUCGUCUCCAAAUCGCCUCUCCGAUUCGCCCUCCCGAACCGGCCCCGAACCGCCCCACUCUCGCCCGAUCAAAACGACACCGGAGCGCCCACUAACAUCUCACACGUCCUCUUCGGAAUCGGAGCCUCCCUUAACACGUGGCGGGACCGCAGCCGCUACAGCCAGCAGUGGUGGGACCCAGGCUCCACCCGCGGCUACGCUUGGCUCGACGGCGAACCGGACAAAAAGGGCACCGGUCCGCUCCCUUACCGGGUUUCCUCGGACUGGACCCGGUUCAGGUUCUCCAGCUCGCAAUCGGCGGUUCGGAUCGCCCGUAUCGUGUCGGAGAGCUUCAAACUCGGGUCCCACAACGUAAGGUGGUUCGUGAUGGGGGACGAUGAUACGGUGUUCUUCGCGGAUAAUCUGAUUUCGGUGUUGGCGAGUUAUGAUCACACUGGGAUGUACUAUAUUGGCGGGAACUCCGAGAGCGUAGAGCAAGACGUGAUGCACACGUACGACAUGGCGUUUGGCGGCGGGGGUUUCGCCAUCAGCUACCCUCUCGCGGCUCGGCUGGUCAACCUAUUGGACGGCUGUCUUGAUCGGUACUACACAUUCUACGGCUCUGAUCAGAAAAUCUGGGCAUGCCUCAGUGAGAUAGGCGUGCCUCUCACUCUCCAUCGUGGGUUCCACCAGUUAGAUAUCAGGGGAGAUCCAUAUGGUAUUCUAGCAGCUCAUCCUUUGGCUCCACUAGUGUCCCUCCACCAUCUUGACUACUUAAAUCCAAUGUUCCCGGAGAUGAACCAAAUAGACUCGGUGAAGACCCUAAUGAGGGCGUAUCGGGUUGACCCCAGACGUAUUCUACAGCAAUGUUUUUGCCACGACAAGAAGUGGAAAUGGUCGAUUUCUAUAGCAUGGGGCUACACCCUGCAGAUUUACCCCUCCAUCGUGGCAGCCAAGGAUCUGCAGACUCCGCUCCAGACGUUCAAGACAUGGCGGAGCUGGAGCAAUGGGCCUUUCACGUUUAAUACCCGGCCGGUGAACCCUGAUCCGUGCCAGCAGCCGCUUGUUUAUUUUAUGGACCGGGUUGAGGAGGUUGGCGAGAGUGGAAGCUUGACUAGUUAUGAGAUGUUUCUGAACAAGGAGGGGAUGAAAUGCAUCACAGAAGAGUAUAAACAAGCAAUGGAAGUGCGGAGAGUUGUGGUCUCCUCAAUGAAGAUGGAUUAUGAUUAUUGGAAGAAGGCUCCUGUUAGGCAGUGCUGUGAGAUUAUGGAUCAUGGGAGUGUAAAGAACGGCACCAUGAGGAUCAGAAUCAGAAAAUGCAGACCAUGGGAAUCUAUAACUGUGAGUUGAAGGCGAUAUUUUCCUUCUAUUUGCUAAUUUCGGUAAAUAUUUCUCUUCUUGAAAUUCACAAAGAUGGCCUUCAAAUAUAGUGCUCCCAUUUCGUAUGAAGAAUAAUGUAUAUUCAUCUCUAAAAAGUCUCCAAGAAGUAGUGUCAACCAUUACUUUAUAACAUCAAAAGGUGCAAAAGCAUUUAUAUGCGAUUGAGGUUGCUUCCCCAUACGAGAUGUAAUUGAGGAAAAGGAGAACGGAAAGGAGGAAAAGAAAGGGCAACUUUCAUGUCGUCUUUAAUAUGUUUGAAAUCACGCAGAACCAUCUUCAAAACCAUCUUCAAAAGUUUUAGGUUGAAUGGUCAGAUCAGAGUACUUUGUGUAAUACCAUCUCUUCUAUACAGAGCAAUUCUAUUUAUCAUUUUUUGUCUAUAGUUUUAUGGUUUGUUUAGUUUACUGCUGUUUUCACUAGACAUGCUCUGUUUCUAUUUGAAAUCUAAAAGGAAAAUAUGAGACCCACUUCAAUUACUGAUAGCCUGGA